Molecule: messenger RNA, 1693 nt
Organism: Anguilla anguilla (European eel)
Lineage: Eukaryota; Metazoa; Chordata; Actinopteri; Anguilliformes; Anguillidae
Gene: cd79b
Product: CD79b molecule, immunoglobulin-associated beta
Exons: 5
Coding region: 125-751 (208 amino acids)
Biological process (GO): B cell differentiation; B cell receptor signaling pathway
Cellular component (GO): external side of plasma membrane; B cell receptor complex
Source: RefSeq, a predicted model, not a curated record
UAUCAGACCUAGCAACUGCCACUACCAGUAAAGACGCAAUUAGUUACAUGCAGUGGUGGUGUACAGGGAAUCUCUGGAUCAAAAAAACAGCAUAUUCUCUAGAUCUGUGGUACUGUGGAGGACCAUGCACUGUGCUUUCAUUGGCUGCUGUUUACUCACUCUGGUGAACUCAGCGAGCCUGCACAUUUCCCAGAAGCCCCGAUUUCUUGGUGUGAAAAGCCAGCGUUCAGUGGCAAUCCACUGUGCAAUGCAGGACCGGAGUACUCCAUUCAAGGCGGAGUGGUACAAGGCUUUGGAAUACCACCGUAAACCCACAGACCUUGUGGACCUGACCGACCGUUUCAGGUUCAGCAGGAAGCAUAACAUAGAGAACGGUGUAAUGAGUGUCAUUAAUCUGCAGCCAGAUGAUAGCGGAGUGUAUUUCUGCAAACUGAAUGAUACCUGGUGGGGGCCAGGUUCUGGGCUACAAGUAUUCAGGAAAGUCAAUGCAGAGCAGGCGGAGAGGAGAAGCAGGGUUAAGGACGCCAUGAUCUUCAUCCAGGCUCUGCUGCUAGCGGCUGUUCUUAUCGCCUCUCUGGUCCUCCAUCUGAAGCAGACAAGCAAAGAAGACGCAAUUUAUGAAGAACCUGAAGACAACCAUAUUUAUGAGGGUUUGGGCAUUGAGCAUUGCGGUUUGUAUGAAGAUAUUCCAGCUGUUUGCCAGAACUCAGAUGCCACUUGGGAUAAGACUGAGUCCCCAUGUGAAGAGUGAGGGGUUUUUCCUCUUAGAAUGGGUGACAGGAUCUCUAACGUGACACAACGCGACACUGUGAGAGGAGCUGUCAUCUAACUGUAAACGUCGCUGACAGCUGCUCCCUUUCCCUUGCAGUAAGGUGGGCAUAAUUCUCCCCGGCCGAGCACCAGUCCAGCUAGCAACCGCCAUUUGUCCUGGUCUAUCCUGUGGUUAGCCACGAGAGUGUCCCACACCGCCUGCCAGCGCAAAAAUAUCACUUUUAAAUGGAGUAGACCCUCACGGGAGGGGAUUGGCUUUUAAACAGCCACUUUAAACAGCAGCAAAAAUUCAUAACGAGUCAAGAGGGCCAGAGCAGUUCUUGUGCCUUCUUUAGCCCAAUAUGUUCGGUUUUAUUACAUGUCAUGCUGGCAUCGUAUGGACAGGCUGCUCAGAGCUGGGGUGAAUUAUAACCACCUUAUUUAGACAGUGACAUGAGCAUAUACAGUCUGUACACACGCAAUAGCUCAGUCUGAUCCCAGGUGCUUAGAUAUGUUUACGUGCAUGUUUAGAUAUGCAGGCAACAUUGUGGACUGUAUUUGAGCAUCCACAUUAACUCUCAACAGGAACAUGACAGAGCAUCUGGCCCAGGAGUUAAAAGAACAUGUUCAACCCCCCUCAAGCGUACAUUGGCAUUCCCACCUAGGAAUCAAAAAUAUAGCCUCAGCAUUGCAUGUUCUAGUCUCUAAUCAUGUGGCACUGCUGUCCAACAUGCACGCUUUCUGUGUACCGAUUAUGGAACUGCCACAGCCUUUUUGUUUUUAGAGAUGUGUAAAAUAGUAUUGUUUGCUGUUUGCUUCUAAAAACUCUGUUUUAUGUCAAAUGUAUCUUGUAAAUGAUUCUGACAGUAAGGACAAAGCACGUUGUGCAUUGCCACGGCAACUGAAAUUAAAAAACUUUUAAUGCUGUUUUUUUAAUCCGAAA